This is a messenger RNA of Lathyrus oleraceus (garden pea), 1671 nucleotides long. RefSeq lists its product as uncharacterized. NCBI's taxonomy places the organism in Eukaryota, Viridiplantae, Streptophyta, Magnoliopsida, Fabales, Fabaceae. The transcript has 2 exons. The record is from RefSeq and is a predicted model, not a curated record. Bases 1 to 1671 code for a protein of 556 amino acids.
AUGAAUCCCGAGAGGAAGAGCAUCCAUAAUUACAAGUUUGUGGAACCUCCAUUGGCUGUAUUGAGAGGGCUUGGAGCACGUUUAGACCUGACUCACAAAGACGCCUUCAAGGAAACGUAUGGUAACCUGCUGAGUAUUCUGAACACCGAGGUCAACAUCACCGAUGUGCACACCUUGGUGCAGUUCUACAAUCCACCACUAAGGUGCUUCACUUUCCAAGAAUAUCAGCUAGCGCCGACAUUGGAAGAGUAUUCUCAUAUUUUGGGUAUCAGGAUAAAGAACCAAGUGCCCUACAUCCGCACUAAGGAGCUUCCUGAAUAUCGAGAACUUGCUGAAGCUCUGCAUAUAGGAAAGAAGGAGAUAGAAUUAAACCUGAAACCAAAAGGUGGAAUCCAUGGCUUCACCUCUAAGUUUCUCGUGGACAAAGCUAUCACUUUCGCUGAGGCUGGAAGCUGGACGGCCUUUAACGUCCAUCUAGCUUUACUCAUCUAUAGGAUUGUGCUGUUUCUGAAUAUAGAGGAGUUCGUAGACUUGGCUGCUAUUCACAUCUUCUUGACUCAGAACCUGAUUCCCACUCUCCUUGCUGAUACUUACUAUUCCAUUCACGUAAGGACCCAGAAGAAGAAAGGGACUAUCGUUUGUUGCACCCCUUUACUGUAUAGAUGGUUUAUUUCGCAUCUACCCAGUGAAGGUCCCUUCGUUGAGAACAAAGAUAAUCUGAAGUGGUCCCAGAGGAUCAUGUCCUUAAAAGCCGGAGACAUUCCUUGGUAUUCUCGAGUAUAUGAUGGUGUCAAGCUCAUCCUCAGUUGUGGGGAUUUUCCUAAUGUGCCUCUUCUUGGAGUCGAAGAGCCAGAGUUGGUCAAGAAGAUUGUCAAGGCUUGGGGGUUGAUUUAUCCUCAAGGAAGAGCAGAGAUGGGUAAGAAGAAUUGUAUCGCCAAGGAAGCCUACACCAGUUGGGUCAAGAGCAGAGUCAGUGAGGUCUUAUUGCCGUUCCCGCCGGAACCAUCCAUGGACCUCCAAUCUUCUGAGCUAGAGAACCAGCCUAAUUCUGAGAUGGAUGAAUUGAAGAAGGUUAUCAAGACUCUAGAGAAAGAGAAUGUCGAUCUCAAAUCCAAACUUGCUAAAAUCUCAUUGGAGAAAGAGAUCCUGAAAUUCAAUCUGAAUCAGAAGAGGGACCGAGUUCACCAAGCUGAUGAUGAGGUACAGACCGAGGUUUUUAAAAGACUCAAAGUGGGUGACACCCUCAAAGGGACUUAUGCCAGUCUGAUGACCAAAAAUAAGCAGUUAGCCGAAGCCCAAUACCGAGCUGGUAAAGCAGAACUAGAACACAUGGAGCAAAUGAAGAAACUUCAAAGCCUUCUAGAAGCUUGUAAGAAGGAAUUAAAGGAUGAAAGAAGCUGCAACAAACAACUAGAAGUCACCCUUCGCCAGAACCAGUACGAGUUGAAUCAGAAGCUAGAAGAGAUCCAAAAGUUGAAGGAGCAGUCACAUGGGAACCCAAACAACAGCAACAUACAGUUGAAUGAGCGUCCUGAAAACCCCUCCGGCCGAGGGAAGAUAGUUGUGAACAAUUCCCCAUCCGAAGGAAGUGUGAUGUUGGGAAAAUGGAUCGCCUGCUUGUCUCCCAAAUCACAUGCUUACUACGAGGAGUUGUUGUCUAAUUAUUUCUAG